ACUCUCCGCUGGAGUUUCUGAAAGCGGCAUGUUGACGCAUGAAACAUGUUCCUCUCUGCAUAAAAAGGCACAUCGCCUCUGGAAAUUCGGCAUUCAUAACACACUUUUAGAGAAGCUUUUGUCCAGUAGUUAAGUUAUUUCCGUUUGGAUCUCAUUGCAUUUACCUGACAACAUGUCAGAAGUCUUCAUUAUAGAUAUAAUUCACUGUCGGUGUCCGCAGCACAGCUCGUGCGUGGAGAGGCAAAUAAAAAGCGUCACAGGUAGGAGCGAUGUCGGCUUUCAAAUCUAUCUACUAUUUCAACCACACGGUCAACGUUGUAAUGCAAACGGCGAGAACACGGUGUCUUUGCUGGAAACGUUUUCCAGUCAGAAGACAAACGUCCACGUAUUGGACUACACCACUGUUACGGAGUCUUGGUACCGUUUCAAACUAGCCGUGGACCAACUAGACUUGCGAACGGUUCGGGUCUUCACCUCAAAAAACAGGAGGCAGAUGUUUGAAGCAUACCAUGAGCAACUUUUCACGGAGGUGUACACGUUUGAGUACGUCACAUCCAAUGAUCUCCCGUGCCCUGGUCACAUGCAAUGCGACUCACCUUUCGCUCCACCUGUCAGUGAGGUCAGAGAGGAGGUCAGAAGCUUUCUGCAGCAGUUACACGCUAAAGGAGACAUCACUAUACUGAGGUCCACUUUAAUUUCAGACUGUUUCUCCCAUGGGUUCACCACGCGUACAGGAGGUAUUUCCUCCAUCUCCACCCUCUCCUCUCUCAACCUGUUCAGUAGCUCCAGACGCAGAGACUCCAGGACCCUCGUAGCCGAGAACAUCCGCCGACUAGCCCAAAAGGCUGGGUUCUACCCCCGACUACUGCACCUGGUCAAGGUGAACCACGGCAGUGACGUAUGGGUGAUGGGAAAGGAGGAGGAGCCACAGGACUAUGAUGGUAUCGUAACCAAUCAGAGAGGUGUUGUCAUAGCUGCUCCAGGAGCUGACUGCAUGCCACUCCUCUUCACUGACCCCGUGACCAGGGUCAUCGGAGUAGCUCACGCUGGAUGGAAAGGAACCCUGAUGGGUGUUGCCAUGGCUACAGUCAACGCCAUGGUGAUGGGGUUCGGCAGCAGGGCAUGUGAUGUCACCGUGGUGAUCGGGCCGUCGGUGGGGGCCUGUUGCUUUACACUGGAGAGAGAGCAGGCUGCAGAGUUCUACUCUAUACACCCUGACUGUGUUCCUGACAUGGCCGAGACCAGGCCUCACGUCAACAUACGACUAGCCACCAGAAUACUUCUCCAGAGGGGUGGGGUCCUGCCUGAGCGUAUCCAUGAUGACACAGUGACUGACAGGCCGAGUGUGACCCUGUGCACCUCCUGUCACCCUGAGGCCUUCUUCUCCCACGUCAGGGACGGGCUUGACUUCGGAACACAGAUGGGCUUCCUGUGGAUGGACGAAACAGGAACUACUGACUGUUUCAGUAGUUCACAACACUGAAUUAAUUUAUGUACACUACCGUUCAAAAGUUUGGAGUCACUUAGAAAUGUCCUUGUUUUCGAAA
This is a messenger RNA of Coregonus clupeaformis (lake whitefish), 1547 nucleotides long. It is a transcript of the gene lacc1, whose product is annotated as laccase (multicopper oxidoreductase) domain containing 1. The coding region runs from base 173 to 1483 and encodes 436 amino acids. Gene Ontology annotation, molecular function: copper ion binding. The transcript is spliced from 5 exons. The record is from RefSeq and is a predicted model, not a curated record. Lineage: Eukaryota; Metazoa; Chordata; Actinopteri; Salmoniformes; Salmonidae.